Messenger RNA from Eucalyptus grandis, 2976 nucleotides. RefSeq names its product MDIS1-interacting receptor like kinase 2. The record is from RefSeq and is a predicted model, not a curated record. Gene Ontology annotation, biological process: protein phosphorylation. Gene Ontology annotation, molecular function: ATP binding; protein binding; protein kinase activity. Lineage: Eukaryota; Viridiplantae; Streptophyta; Magnoliopsida; Myrtales; Myrtaceae.
AUGGAGAGGGCAGGCGGCGCACAGGCGACGGGCAAGUGGCGGUCUGGCUCCGGUGUGACGGCAACAGCAGCUCCAAUCUUCAAGCGAGCUGCUUCUGUUUCUACUAUCUUCGCUUUAGCUUCUGCUUCUGCUUCUCAACAACAAUCUCGAGGGCCCAAUACCGUCCUUGAUCGGCAAUCUAUCCCAGCUCGGGUUCUUGGACCUGGCGGGAAAUUUCUUCGAAGGGGCGAUUCCUCACUCCAUUGGACAAUUGAAAAGCUUGAAAAGCUUGAUUUGACCCUAAACGAGUUGACCUCUUCGAUCCCUUCGGAACUCGGGCUCUGUUCUAACCUCACCUUCUUAGCCCUUGCCCAGAAUUCGAUCUCUGGGGAGCUGCCUCUCUCACUCAAUCUGGUUAGAUUGUCAGAAUUUGGAGCUUCAGAGAAUCGUCUGUCUGGUGAGUUACCGCCUGAAUUCUUCACGAAUUGGACCAAACUUAUUUCUCUGCAGCUCCAGAACAAUUUUCUCUCCGGGCAAAUUCCGACUGAAAGAAGCUUGACCAAGCUCAAUUGCCUCUUCAUGUACAGCAAUUGGCUAUCCGGGAAAAUUCCGCCCGAAAUUGGAAGCCUGACCAAGCUCAAUUACCUCUCCUUGGAAAACAAUUCGCUCUCCGGCCCAAUCCCACCCGAAAUCGGAAGCCUGACCAAGCUCAAUUUCGUCAACAUGCGCAGCAAUUUGCUCUCAGGGACUAUUCCUCCGGAGGUCGGGAAUCUCACAUUAUUGACCGAUCUCGACCUCAGCAUGAACCAGUUUUAUGGAGAGGUCCCCGAGACCAUCUCCCGCCUUGCUAACUUACAGUGGAUCUCUUUGUUCACGAACAAUUUCUCGGGAGGAAUACCACGUGAUUUCGGCAAGUACAGCCCUUCUCUUAUGUAUGUUGCCUUUUCACACAACAGCUUCACUGGAGAACUGCCGCCAUAUUUGUGCAGUGGCUUUGCUCUUAUAUAUCUCAUGAUCGAUGGGAAUAACUUCACGGGGCCGCUGCCCGACUGUUUGAAGAAUUGUUCGUGGCUAACGAGAGUCCGUCUAGAGCACAAUCAGUUGACUGCAGAUAUCAUGAGUGCGUUCGGAGUUUAUCCGAAUCUGGUCUUUAUAAGACUCAACAACAACCGAUUUGUUGGGAAUCUCACGGCACAAUGAGAGUGCACAAAUCUCACGAAUUUCCAGAUAGAUGGUAACAAAAUUGCCGGCCGCAUCCCCCCGGAGCUUGGAAAGUUGUCUCAGUUGCGUGUCCUGACUUUGUACAACAAUGAAUUGACUGGGAAAAUUCCUGACGAGAUAGGAAAUCUAGGGGAGUUGCUUAACUUGAACUUGAGCAACAACCAUUUGGUCGGAGAUAUUCCCAUCUCGUUAGGAAACUUAUCGAAGUUAAAUUAUCUUGAUUUGUCGAAAAACGCAAUGAGUGGUAGCAUACCAGACGAGCUAGCGAAUUGCAAGAAUUUAUUGAGCUUGAACUUGAGCAACAACAAUCUGUCGGGUGUCAUACCGCCAGAGCUCGGGAACUUGUUUGUGCUACAAAUUCUUCUAGACCUGAGCCACAAUUCAUUAGCAGGAUCAAUUCCAUCCAAUUUAGGAAAGCUUACUAAACUGGAAAAUCUCAAUCUUUCGCAUAACAGCUUCUCAGGUACAAUCCCAGCAACUCUCACUGGCUUGGUGAGUUUAAGCUCCAUAGACUUAUCGUACAACGAGCUGACAGGUGCAAUUCCUAGUGGUCGCCUAUUCCAACAAGCACCGGGAAGUGCUUUUAUCGGGAAUCCGGGCUUGCGAGGAAAUGUGACGGGAUUAUCUCCUUGUGUGACAGGUAGUAAAUCGGCCACCAUAGGAAAAAAAGUCCUGGUUGGUGUAAGUGUUGGCAUUUUCUGUUUACUACUUCUAACUCUAAUUGCAGUGAUUCGGCACUUCGGUGCCAAAAAGCUUCUCGACGAAAAGCAAGAGAUCAAGCGUCUUAAAGAACACGAGAAAUUUGAGCAGAUCAUAUGGGAAAGGUUAGGGAAGUUCACAUUCAGUGACAUCACCAAGGCCACCAAUGAUUUUAGCGAAGAGUAUUGCAUUGGAAAAGGCGGGUUUGGGAGCGUUUAUAAGGCCGUAUUGGCCAGUGGCCAAAUCGUCGCCAUCAAAAAGCUCAACACAUCAGAAUCCGGAAACAUACCAGCGGUCAACUGCCAGAGCUUUGAGAACGAAAUUCGCGUGUUGACUAGGUCCCGGCACCGCAAUGCGAUCAAGCUCCACGGUUUCUGUUCCAAGAGGGGUUGCAUUUACUUGGUCUAUGAGUUUGUCGAGAGAGGCAGUUUGGCAAAGGUCUUGUAUGGAGGAACAAGAGCAGCUGAACUGGACUGGGGUACAAGGGUGAAGAUUGUUCAAGGCGUGGCUCACUCGAUCGCCUACUUGCAUCACAAUUGCUCACCGCCUAUCGUCCAUCGAGACAUAACGUUGAACAACAUCUUGCUCGAGUCAGACCUCGAGCCUCGGCUCUUAGAUUUUGGGAUAGCGAGACUCUUGAAUUCAGGCUCGUCGAAUUGGACCACAAUGGCCGGAUCUUAUGGCUACAUGGCUCCUGAGUUAGCAAUUACGAUGCGGGUAACGAACAAAUGCGAUGUGUAUAGCUUUGGCGUAGUGGCGCUAGAGAUUCUGAUGGGGAGGCAUCCCGGGGAUCUUCUUUCUUUAUCAAUGACAAAAACAUCGACAAUCUCGGAGGACCCAAAUUUGCUGUUGAAGGAUGUGCUCGAUCCGCGUCUUCCUCCUCCAACUGGCCAACGAGCCAAGAAAGUGGUAUUCAUCAUCAUGGCGGCACUGGCAUGCACGCACACGAGCCCCGAUUCACGACCCACCAUGCAUUUCGUGGCGAGAGAAUUAUCUGCACGUGCUCAAACUUACUUUGAGCCGUUAGGCUCCAUAACUAUAAGCAAAACUAUCGAAUCUUCAGGAGUAAAAUUUUAA